Quercus robur (English oak) is the source of this 1296-nucleotide messenger RNA. Its product is annotated as anthocyanidin reductase ((2S)-flavan-3-ol-forming). Gene Ontology annotation, molecular function: oxidoreductase activity, acting on the CH-OH group of donors, NAD or NADP as acceptor; anthocyanidin reductase activity. The record is from RefSeq and is a predicted model, not a curated record. Bases 171 to 1184 code for a protein of 337 amino acids. The transcript has 6 exons. Lineage: Eukaryota; Viridiplantae; Streptophyta; Magnoliopsida; Fagales; Fagaceae.
CAAUUUCGAAAUCAACGAAAGUAACUCCGUUUAAAAAAGCCAAACCCCACCACUCAAAUUUAAAGACUAUAUAUAUGUAUAACUAACACCAAAUUUAUUUUCUCAUACACAAAACUAAGUAUCCAAAGUAGUGUUACCAAAAUCAAAGAAAGUAGUUUUGAAAUUCGAUAAUGGCCACCCAAAACCUUGGAAAGAAGACUGCGUGUGUUGUGGGCGGCACUGGGUUCGUCGCUUCUUUGCUUGUUAAGCUUUUGCUUCAGAAAGGCUAUGCCGUCAAUACCACUGUUAGAGACCCUGAAAAUAAGAGAAAGAUCUCUCACCUCAUAGAACUACAAGGUUUGGGGGACCUAAAAAUUUUUGGAGCAGAUCUAACAGAUGAAGUAAGCUUCGAUGCUCCUAUAGCAGGAUGUGACCUUGUUUUCCACAUUGCUACACCAGUUAACUUUGCUUCACAAGAUCCGGAGAAUGAUAUGAUAAAGCCAGCAAUCCAAGGGGUACAUAAUGUGUUGAAAGCAUGUGUGAGAGCAAAAACUGUUAAGCGUGUCAUUUUGACAUCCUCAGCAGCUGCUGUAACAAUCAACAAGCUCAAUGGGACAGGUUUAGUCAUGGAUGAAAGCAAAUGGACUGAUGUUGAGUUUUUGAGUACUGAGAAGCCACCUACUUGGGGUUAUCCUGCCUCCAAGACAUUAGCUGAGAAAGCAGCUUGGAAAUUUGCUGAAGAAAAUAAUAUUGAUCUCGUUACUGUGAUCCCUACUCUCAUGGCUGGUGCAUCACUCACUCCAGACGUCCCUAGCAGUAUUGGUCUAGCAAUGUCUUUAAUUACAGGAACUGAAUUCCUCAUAAAUGCAUUGAAAGGUAUGCAAAUGCUGUCAGGUUCAAUAUCUAUCACACAUGUGGAGGAUGUUUGCCGGGCUCAUAUAUUUUUGGCUGAGAAAGAAUCUGCUUCUGGUCGAUACAUAUGCUGUGGUAUCAAUUCCAGUGUUCCUGAGCUUGCAAAGUUCCUCAAUAAAAGAUAUCCUCAGUACAAAGUCCCAACUGAUUUUGGGGAUUUCCCCUCUAAGGCCAAGCUGACCUUAUCUUCAGACAAACUUAUCAAAGAGGGGUUCAGUUUUAAGUAUGGGAUUGAGGACAUUUAUGACCAAACUGUGGAGUACUUCAAAGCCAAGGGCCUGCUGCAGAUAUAAGACCCAAUGGAUUAGGAGCCUAGUGAUGCUCUGGCUUGGUUUUUAGCCCUAUUGUGUAAUAACAUCUAAAUUUGCUUGAGUUCAGUAUAAUAAAUAGUUCAUUUACCAAUAA